UAAUGAGCUUCCAUACAACAGAAAUACCCACAGAUACACACACACACAGGAAUUACUGAACAUUACACACACACACACACACACUCCUGCAGAGGUGUGUCAGUAUAGUUUCCUGUUCGUCUCUCAGGUUCAGUUUGAUGUCUGCUGAUGCUCGCUCGCCCGCCCUCUCUCUCUCUGUCAUGUUUUCCUUGGCCGCCCUCCCGCUGCGUCUCGGCGCUUCUUGUUGCCAAGGAAGCAGGCGUUCCGUAGCAACCGUCGUCUCUGGUAACAAGGCGUCCAAGUUGGUGAGGGAGAAGCUGACGAAGGAGGUGGAGAAGAUGAAGAGUGAGUUCUCAGGGUUCAGACCGAGUCUGGUCGUCUUACAGGUGGGAGACAGAGACGACUCCAACCUGUACAUCAGCACCAAACUGAAGGCAGCAGCCGAGAUUGGAAUCGAUGUGAAACACGUGCGGCUGCCGAACACAGCGACGCAGGACGAGGUCCUGCAGAGCAUCAUGUCUGUCAACGAGAACCUGUCUGUCCACGGUCUGAUCGUCCAGCUGCCUCUGGACUCCGUGAAGCCCAUCGACACCGAACUCAUCACCAACGCCGUCUCUCCAGAGAAAGACGUGGACGGUCUGAGCUGCAUUAAUGCAGGGAAGUUGUCUCGAGGUGAUCUGAAGGACUGUUUCAUCCCCUGUACCCCCAACGGCUGCAUGGAGCUCAUCAGACAGACAGGCGUGUCCGUGGCAGGGAAACAUGCAGUUGUGAUUGGUCGCAGUAAAAUCGUCGGCGCGCCGAUGCAUGACCUGCUGCUGUGGAACCACGCUACUGUGACCACCUGCCACUCAAAGACACCCGACCUACCUGAACAGGUGGGCCGGGCUGAGAUCCUGGUGGUGGGGGCGGGGAGAGCAGAAAUGGUGAGAGGAGAGUGGGUGAAGGAGGGAGCUGUGGUCAUCGACUGUGGGAUCAACCACAUACCAGAUGAGACGACGGCGAGCGGCAAACGGGUCGUCGGAGACGUCCACUACGCCUCAGCCAAUCACAGAGCAGGCUUCAUCACACCUGUUCCCGGAGGGGUGGGGCCGAUGACGGUGGCCAUGCUGAUGGAGAAACCACUUGAGGCCGUUACACACCGGAGGCGCUUUGCUCCUGCGGUUAGUUCACACGUUCACACAGAGCGCGAAAAAUAACGGACGUCGCGCCACAGCUGCUCGUGACAGGCGGACCUGGUGACUGGGUUUUGUCUAAAGAAGCUCGGACAGUUCGUGACGCAGGAGGAUUUCUGCAGCGCAGUGAAGCCUGAUCCCCGAACUGUUCAGAUCUCUUACUGAACAAGUGUCUCAACUGUCGCAAAUAGUUUUGAUGCCAAAUAUUCGCAGGCGAGUACUUGUCAGUUUCGCGCCGUUAAUUCGUCACUCCCCGGCGUGUAAAGGCCUAAACACAGAAACAGAUUUAUGUUAAAUUACAUUCAAAUAAUAAUUAAUGAAAAUAAUUCAGCGUGAAACUGUAAAUGUGCAUCAGACUCUUUUAAUGUCCCAUUAAGAACAUUUAGUGUUUCCUCAUUGACAGCUUCAGACUCUUCAGGCUUUAAUUAAAGACUCACUCUGUCGGAUGUUGGCAGCUGAUUGGUCGACAUUCAUCCAAUCAGAACUCAGACCUCUAACGAGGUUCUCUGGUUAGGUAAAGAUGAAAUAUUCAGACAGUUAUCACAAUAACAGGAAUUAUAAAUGUGGAGUGCAGAGUGAAUACGUUUUUACAGCCCUGACUCUUGCCUGCAGGCCUCUUCUCAGGCUGCAGAUACAAACGUCCACCAGUCAGAGGCCAAACGCAGGACAAACAGAGUCUGUCAGUCACUCUGAAGAAGAACUCUUACAGAACUGUUCUAAAGAGGUUCUUCCUAGAACAGCAAAAGGUUCUGCUGCAGUUUGAUAACCCUAAUAUUUGAAGAUAUUAUAUUCAAAUUCAAGAGGAAAUGUUUUCUGACUCUGUUCAGUUUGAGGUUCUGGUGAUGAAAGUAAAAGUUUGUUUGUUUUUAGUUGUUGCUGGUGGUUUUG
Messenger RNA from Siniperca chuatsi (mandarin fish), 2039 nucleotides. It is a transcript of the gene mthfd1a, whose product is annotated as methylenetetrahydrofolate dehydrogenase (NADP+ dependent) 1a, methenyltetrahydrofolate cyclohydrolase, formyltetrahydrofolate synthetase. Gene Ontology annotation, cellular component: cytosol. The transcript has 11 exons. Gene Ontology annotation, biological process: tetrahydrofolate interconversion. NCBI's taxonomy places the organism in Eukaryota, Metazoa, Chordata, Actinopteri, Centrarchiformes, Sinipercidae. Gene Ontology annotation, molecular function: methylenetetrahydrofolate dehydrogenase (NADP+) activity; methenyltetrahydrofolate cyclohydrolase activity. The record is from RefSeq and is a predicted model, not a curated record. The coding region runs from base 138 to 1175 and encodes 345 amino acids.